UCCAAUUAGAAUCAUAAAUCUCAUCGUCUUCUCUCCUAGGGUUUUCUUCGACGAAUCGAAGGCGUCAUUCGCAAACUCCACAAUCUCUCCUCCGUUUCCGUCUCCGACAUCAAUGGCGUCGAAGAACACCGGCAUCAAUUAUCAGCAGCAAAGACCCCGUCCGAGAAAUGGGCCUCCUCCGCCGCGGCGAGGAGGGAGAAACUAUGCUCCUGCGGCGGAGCGCCAGUAUCAACCGCGGGAGCAGCAGCCUCAGCCGCAUACGCAUCCGCAGAACUUGCCGGAGAAGAGGAAGCCGGUGUUCGUCAAGGUGGAUCAGCUGAAACCGGGCACGACCGGUCACACCUUGGCCGUUAAGGUGGUGGAUCAGAAGACCGUCCUUCAUAAGGGCGGAUCCUCCGCCGCUCCUCAGCUCCGACAGGGGCGAAUCUCCGAGUGUCUUGUCGGAGACGAGACUGGUACUAUCCUCUUCACCGCUCGCAACGAUCAAGUGGAUGUGAUGAAGCCAGGAACGACUGUAAACCUCAGGAACGCAAAGAUAGACAUGUUCAAGGGAUCGAUGAGGUUAGCGGUGGACAAAUGGGGGCGGAUCGAGGUGACUGAACCAGCAGAAUUCACGGUGAAGGAGGACAACAACCUGUCCCUUGUGGAGUACGAGCUCGUCAAUGUGGUCGAGGAGUGAAUCAGAUCGUCCAUGUUCUUAUUCGGUAGGGUGAUUUUGUGGACGCCGCCGACGAUUUUUCCGGUCUGCCACGGUGUGGCCCAGAAGGUAUUUUAUGUACUGCAACUGCAAGGUUCAAUUCCAAGUUAUUUGCAUGGUGAUGGGUGGUUUGAUCAUUUGGGUCACUGGUAAAAUUUCAAUGUCGGUGAUGUUAUUUUGGACGCACACUGUAAUUUACUCUUUUUUGCCAUUGCGGUGUCUGCCCUUUUUUUACCGGUGAUGGAAAACACAGAUUCUAGUUUAAAACCGAAGCAUUGUUCAGCGUGGCCGUACAAGAAAGAACAAAAACAUGUCUGUCUGUCUGUGUGUGUGUAAGAGAGGGGCACAUCGACAUCCUGCCAUGAGAUAUUUCCCUUCUAUUACGUACGGAAAUAUGUUGUAUUGCAAAAUCCGGUAUUUUCAUAUCAUGAUUUGUGUUUAACUUAA
Messenger RNA from Tarenaya hassleriana, 1144 nucleotides. RefSeq lists its product as uncharacterized. NCBI's taxonomy places the organism in Eukaryota, Viridiplantae, Streptophyta, Magnoliopsida, Brassicales, Cleomaceae. The transcript is spliced from 2 exons. The coding region runs from base 113 to 679 and encodes 188 amino acids. The record is from RefSeq and is a predicted model, not a curated record.